GUUACAUGGGCGUUAUCAUUAUCACACAUGGCCCUUUGCACGGUGUGUGUUGUUAUUGCCGAAGUAUAAAAGCCACAGUGGGCCCAAAGGCGCUACAUAUUCGUACCCGAGCUUCCAAGGGUCCGACGUCGAGAAAUAUGUCUUUCAAAGUCGUUCUCUUCGCAUGUGUGGCCUCAGUCUGCCAGGCUGCAGGCAUCCUUGCCCCUGUCGCCUACGGCGGCUAUCCUUAUAACAACUAUCCGGCCCAACCGGCCAUCGCCACGCACCAGUCAAAUAUACUGAGGUCGCCUUUUAACCUUGGACAGAUAUCAACAUAUUCAAAGGCAAUCGACACACCAUUCUCAAGCGUGCGCAAAUCCGAUGUGCGCGUUAGCAACCCUGGACUAGCGGUCGGUGGGCUCGGCUUGGCGUCGGCGUACCAUGCCGUAGCUGCGCCACUGGUGUCACAUGUUGGCGUUUCUCCGUAUGCUGCUCCUGUUGCUAAAGUAGCAACAGCUGGCGGGCUUCUCGGCGUAGCAUAUUCCGCGGCUCCCGCUGUCUCCCACAUGACCUACAGCAACGGACUUGGCCUGACCUACGCAUGGUAGACCUACGCUCUGUAAUUUCUGGACAAACGAUGAU
Molecule: messenger RNA, 621 nt
Organism: Cydia amplana
Lineage: Eukaryota; Metazoa; Arthropoda; Insecta; Lepidoptera; Tortricidae
Gene: CPF
Product: cuticle protein 76-like
Exons: 6
Coding region: 6-587 (193 amino acids)
Source: RefSeq, a predicted model, not a curated record